Urocitellus parryii (Arctic ground squirrel) is the source of this 2044-nucleotide messenger RNA. It is a transcript of the gene Accsl, whose product is annotated as 1-aminocyclopropane-1-carboxylate synthase homolog (inactive) like. The record is from RefSeq and is a predicted model, not a curated record. Lineage: Eukaryota; Metazoa; Chordata; Mammalia; Rodentia; Sciuridae. Gene Ontology annotation, molecular function: pyridoxal phosphate binding; transaminase activity. Gene Ontology annotation, biological process: biosynthetic process; amino acid metabolic process.
GCCCUUCCUUGCAGCCUGGGCCCCGCAUCCUGCGUCCCAACCCGGGCUCCAUAGCCCCCACGCAGCAGUGAUGUUCCAGUCAGUCUUCUGAGGACAAUAAAAUUUCCUGAAGUAUGAGUAACCCAUUGGAUGCUGACCCCACACCUUGUAACCAGAAGAGUGGCAUGGACUUCCGAGACAGGGGCAUCUAUGCUCAGCUGUUGGAGUUGAUGCUCAACUUGCAGCAGACCAUAGGGGAUCACUUCGUGAAGCUGACAACCAGGCAAAGGCAGGCCCAGUCACYGGAAGAAGCAAAUCGCAUUCAAGUUGUCCGUGAGCAGGAGGAUGUCAUAAACGAUACUGUGUGCCAGGUGAUCAGCCUCCUGUGGACUGAGGCUGCAGCGGACCAGAGGCUCCACGAGUCUCUCCCUUCCCUGACCUCUCCAGAGGUUUGGAAGAAGUCCCCAUCACCUAGGCAACCUGACCAGCCAGUUUGGCAAAGUAGUUUUCAACCUUCGUUCGUCAGUCACGUCCUGUCCAACCGCGGGGUGGACAUCUCUGRCUUUUACCAGUCACACUUCCAGGACUAUGAUGCCUACCUGCAAGACAAAUACCAYGAGGAGAAGAACCCCUUGGGCUUUCUUAACCUUGGUGUCAGUGAGAACAAGCUCUGCGUGGAUCUGAUAACCGAAAGGUUGUGUCAGAAUGACAUGAACUGCAUUGAGGAGGACCUGCUGCAGUACUCCGACUGGAGAGGGCACCCACUCCUGCGGGAGGAAGUCGCUCGGUUCCUGACCUAUUACUGCAGGGCGCCCACUCGCCUGGAUCCAGAAAAUGUGGUUGUUUUAAAUGGCUGCUGCUCCAUCUUCUCUGCCCUGCUCAUGGUUCUCGGCGAUCCAGGUGAGACCUUUCUGGUCCCUACUCCCUUCUAUGGUGGCUUCACCUUUGUCUCCCACCUGUAUGCAAAAGUUGAGCUCUUUCCCGUCCACCUGCAAAGUGAGAUAACUGAAGAGAACUYGGAGCCUUUCCAGCUCACCGUGGACAAGUUGGAGAAAGCCCUGCUUGAAGCUAGGCAGAAGGGAAAAAAGGUCAGAGGCCUUGUGCUCACCAACCCCCAGAAUCCUCUGGGUGUCGUCUACUCCCAAGACUCACUGAUGGAAUAUCUGGAAUUUGCCAAAAGGCAUCAUCUACAUGUGAUCAUAGAUGAAAUUUACAUGCUGUCUGUGUUUGAUGAAUCCAUCAAGUUCCACAGUGUUCUGAGCAUAGAAUGUUUGCCUGACCCUGACAGGACCCAUGUGAUCUGGGGUACCAGCAAGGAUUUUGGCAUCUCUGGUUUCCGCUUCGGUGCUCUGUACACCCACAACAAAGAGGUGGCCUCUGCCGUGAGCAUCUUUGGCUACCUCCAUGGUAUCUCUGGCAUCACCCAGUACAAGCUGCGUCGACUGCUCCAAGACAGAGAGUGGAUUGACACAGUGUACCUGCCUGCUAAUCACUCCCGGCUCCGGACAGCUCACAAGUACGUCACCAAGAAGCUGAGGGCCUUGAAGAUUCCCUUUGUCAAUCAUGGCUGUGGCCUGUACGUCUGGGUCAACUUGCAGUCGUACCUGAAACCGUGCACAUUUGCGGAAGAACGGGCACUCCAUCGCCGCUUCCUGGACAACAAGCUGAUGCUCUCCCGCGGCAAAUCCUACAUGUGUAGGGAGCCGGGCUGGUUCCGCAUCAUCUUUGCAGAAAAYCACGUUCCACUCAAACUGGCCAUGCAUCGGUUCAAACAGGCGCUAGAGGAACACAAUUACGACUGGAUGGUGAAGGAGCUGGAGGAUGCAAUGAAGGAGUAGAUCGCCUGCCUUGUGGCCAGGCACACGCUGGCUCAGCCCCGAUGUYGGCCUCUGGUCCAGGAGCUGACGAYUGACCACAAAACAGACAUUUCCUGGAGGAAACGUCUCAUCUGACCCAGUCGCCCCUCUAAGCUAAGCAUCUGCCAUCUUUGGCUGUUUUGCGUCUCAGUCUUUACUGGCCCUUGUGUAUACAAAAUGGUGUUUUUAUCGGGGUUAGGGUGGGAGGA